AUGGAAGGACAACGCGGUCAAGCAAUCAACAAAGAAAUAAAGUGGCUUGCUCGUGGUCCAUUGAAUAAUGUACAACGAUAUUCAGGUUACCUUGUUAAACGAUACCAAUUUCACACAAUGAAACGUGAGAAAUUUUUAAAAACUCAGAAUAGUGGAGUAGUUGUAACUGUACAUGGUGCAAGUUAUGCAAGUAGUCGAAGUCCUAUAGAAGGUGUGGUUAACUAUUAUGGUAAAUUGAAUCACAUUAUUGAGUUAAACUACUCUGGUUUCAUAAGAGUAGUUUUAUUCAAAUGUGAUUGGGUUGACAUCAAUAGGGGUUGCAAGAAAGACGAUAGUGUAACAUUGAUGAAUUUCUCAUACAAGGCUUAUACUGGUACUAAUUUAAUGGAUGAUCCAUUUAUUUUGGCAUCACAAGCUGACACAGUGUUUUAUGGCAUUGAUCCUAAGCAUAAAUAUUGGGAGGUUGUGAGACAUGUAAAAGUGAGAGAUUUAUUUGGCAUGGGAGGAGAUGAUGCUCAAGUUGUUGGAAAUCCGUACAAUGACACAUUUGACGUACCUAAUAUGAAUAGAAUUAGAGAUGAGGGUGAUGAUGGCAUGGACGUUACACCAGAAAUGGUAGCACAAAUGGUAGAUCAAGACGUAGAUAGCAAAGAAUUUGAGGAUGACUAG
Molecule: messenger RNA, 669 nt
Organism: Lactuca virosa
Lineage: Eukaryota; Viridiplantae; Streptophyta; Magnoliopsida; Asterales; Asteraceae
Source: the annotation of a GenBank genome assembly